UUCCCUCCUCCUCCUCGCCGUCGUCGCAGGCCGGCGGCUGCGGCGGGCAGGCCUGCGGCGGGCAUCAAGGGCAAUCCAUUGUGUGAGCGAGUUCCUCACCGUCCUCCGUGCUAAGCAAUCAAUCAACUCCCAAGAAAUUUAAAGAACUUCGAAUAAAAAGGAUCAUGGCUGCCGCUGAAUUGUCGAUCAAGCUCGUGAUUGAUACCAAAGCUCACAAAGUCUGCUUUGCCGAAGCUGGCAGUGACUUCGUCGAGUUCCUCUCCAGCCUCCUUUGUCUCCCUGUAAGCAAUAUCAUCAACCUGCUUACCAAGGAACAUAUGGUUGGAAGCAUUGCAAAUGUGUUUGACAGCGUGGAGAAGCUGGACGCCGAUCAUGUAAUCUCAAACGAAAGCAAGGAGCCUUACCUUAAGCCAAUGGUUGCCCCUGGAGCGCUCUGUCCUUUGCAGCAGCUGAUAGAUGCACAGCUAGACACCGAUACCAGCUUCUUCACAUGUGAAGGGAAAUUGAACCAUUACCACGGCAUUCGUGUUGCUUGUGGAUAUUUUACGGUUAUGAAAGGCAGCAUUUGCCCUAAGUGCGGCUACGCAAUGGAGAAGGCAAUGGCACAUGUCAAAGCCACUGGGUUUGUGGUUGGGACAGCCAGGUACACUGUCAAGGAUGAUCUCUCAAUUGUUCCAGCAUCCAGCGUGUCAACCAUCAGCUUGCUUGCACAAUGCGGUGUCAAGGACUUGAGCACGCUGCAGGAAAGGACCGUGAAGAUUGGCAAGGAAGAGGCACUGGAGAUACUCCUUGCAUCCCUGAGGACUAAGACCGUGCUGACUGAUGUAUUUCUCCUGAAGAAAAAAGUUAGUUGCAAGAGGGAGGCUGCUACUUAGUUAGUAUGAUACAUGUAUGAUACAUGAGCAGUUUUACCAGGCAUCGCAUCUGAGAAAUUGGAAAGUUCCGUACAAGUUACAGACCUUCAUUGUGAGCAUGGAGUAGGUUUCCAUUUGUCUUAAAGGGAAAGCAUCACUUUGUAUUGCUCAUUUUUAGAUUAGUCUUAAAUACACUUGGAAUAGUUUUUUUUUAAUAGAAAUGUUACAACCCAGCCAGUGAAAUCUUACUGUCAAUUUGCGUCUCGCUAUAAAUA
Messenger RNA from Oryza sativa Japonica Group (Japanese rice), 1129 nucleotides. RefSeq lists its product as uncharacterized. The record is from RefSeq and is a predicted model, not a curated record. Lineage: Eukaryota; Viridiplantae; Streptophyta; Magnoliopsida; Poales; Poaceae.